This is a messenger RNA of Penicillium egyptiacum, 549 nucleotides long. The record is from the annotation of a GenBank genome assembly. NCBI's taxonomy places the organism in Eukaryota, Fungi, Ascomycota, Eurotiomycetes, Eurotiales, Aspergillaceae.
AUGCUAGCGAAACCCCCCUCGCUGGGAGGAUCCGUGAUUUCCAACACCUAUCAGUACAUGACGGACAUGCAUGGCUUCCUACGGAGAGACGCUUCAGCCCGGCGCAAGAACAGAAUCGUCAAAUUCCAACUGGGCCCAAAGAAAAUCUACAUGGUCUCCGAAGAGAAGAACAUCCAAACCAUAAACAGGUCCUCGAACGGACACGAGGUCAAUCCUGGGCAAGCACGACUCGGGCACGGGCAGCACCAUGUCUACUCUCAAUACCUUCAGCGAACGGACCAUGCCAAUGCGCUGAGCGACAAAUAUAUGGAACUGUUCAACCAGCGCCUUAGCAAGCAGCCUUUAGGGGAGUGGAGGAAGGUCCGUCUCUCCGACUUCUUUCGCAGGAAAAUGGCCGAAGCUGCGUUGAUUGCGCUGAUGGGGUCUCGGGUUGUUGAGCUGAACCCGGACUUCUGGCCGGCGACGUGGGGAUUCGCCCGUCUCGCACCGCAGCUCAUGUGGGGGUUUGCCCCGAUGGAUGGGUCCCAAGCCAUGGGAGAUCCAGGGUGA